GGGGGGUAGGGUCUUUCUUUCCGCUGGGUUCAAACAGCGCGCAUGCGCAGACAGUGGUGUGAAAGCAGCGGUAGUGUGCAGGCAGAAGUGUGUCUGUCAGAGUGUGCGUGUCACGGUGACAGCGUGAACUUCACCAGGACACCUGGAGACAUGGAGACAUGGACACAGGACAACUCGAGACAUAGACACAGGACACCUGGAGACAUGGACACAGAGUGUUCCCGCCUCUCCAACGCCUCCAUCAGCAGUAAUGAGCACGCUCCAUCGGCCACACCCUCCGACUCCUCAGACCGCCGCCCCCUCAGCCUGAUCUCAACGCUGUCCUCGGGGUCCGGAUCCUCCUGCGACGACGGCCCUGCCCCCCCGCCUUCCUCCUCCAACACCCCCAACCCUGAAGGUGACGAGGAGGCGGGGCAGUGCCCACAGUCUGAUAGAAAGGGGCAGGGCCUCAUACUCAAUAACAACAACAACAACAAGGUGUUGACAACCACUCGUGCGUCCAGCAGGCGGCAGCAGAGUGGCAACAUGGUGCCAAACUGUCAGCUGACGUACCUGGACCGCGUCGUCAUGGAGAUCAUUGAGACGGAGCGAAUGUACGUGAAAGACCUGCGAAUGAUCGUCGAGGAUUAUUUGUCUCACCUCAUCGACUGCUCUGAUGUCUCCAUUCGUCCAGAACAGGUUUGUUCUUUGUUUGGAAACAUCGAGGACAUUUACGAGUUCAACAGUGAACUGCUUCAGGCUCUGGACCUCUGUGACAAAGACGCCGUCGCCGUCGCUCGCUGCUUUGUUGUGAAGAGUGAAUAUUUUGAGAUCUACACACAGUACUGUACUAACUACCCUCAAUCAGUGGCUGCUCUCACUGAGUGCAUGAGGAACAAAUCUCUGGUCCAGUUUUUCCGUGAGCGUCAGGCGCUGCUGAAGCGGUCACUUCCUCUGGGUUCAUAUCUGCUCAAACCGGUUCAGAGGAUCCUCAAAUAUCACCUGCUGCUCCAGGAGAUAGCGAAGCACUUUGACCCUGAGGAGGAGGGUUACGAGGUGGUGGAGGAGGCCAUCUACACGAUGACGGGCGUGGCCUGGUACAUCAACGAGAUGAAGAGGAAACACGAACACGCAGUCCGACUACAGGAGGUUCAGUCUCUGCUGCUGAACUGGAAAGGUCCAGACCUCACGACGUACGGAGAACUGGUUCUGGAGGGAACCUUCAAAGUUCAUCGAGCCAAAAACGAGAGAACGUUGUUCCUGUUUGAUCGCAUGCUGCUCAUCACCAAACGCCGCGGAGAACACUACGUCUACAAGACGCACAUCACGUGCUCCACGCUGAUGUUAAUCGAAAGUGCCAAAGACUCUCUGAGCUUCAGCGUCACUCAUUACAAACACCCCAAACAACCACACACGGUCCAGGCAAAGACUGUGGAGGAGAAGAAGUUGUGGGCUCAUCACAUCAAACGUAUCAUUCUGGAAAAUCACCACGCCAUUAUCCCACAGAAGGUCAGGAACCAGAAACCGUUUUUAGACCAGUGUAGACCAAUAGAAACCAGUGUAGGCCAGGAGAAACUAGUGCUAAAGAUGGCCAUCUUAGAAAUGGAUUCCAUACAUCCUCCUCGGUAUCGCUGCAGUCCAGAGCGUCUGAAGAAAGUUUCAGCGAGAGCGUCGCCAGGACGACGACAGUCAGAGCUGAACACAGCGACACUGAAACCUGACACCACAGACAUCUUACAGGCCACUGCCAGCAGCAGCACACUGGACUCCAGUCAGAAUCAGUCUGAGGCUGAGGAGGACGGGUUGUCUCCACAGCGCUCUCAUCAGGUGGACAAGGUCCUGCUGGAGGAUGACCAGGUAGAGGACUUCUCCAGCUCUGUGCUGGCUGCCAUCUCCUGCUGGUCCCUCAGGGUUCAGGUCUUUCUGUCCAACUCGGUGACGUCAUCUGUAGAUAAACUGCCACAGGAAACAACAUCAGAAUCUGAGCCGGCAGCUAACCCUGAAGCAGAAUCCCUUUCUGAUGUGGACUCUGCCUUGAUCUUAGCAUCUCCUCGGAGGUCGGAGGAACUGAGGCCUGAAGGAGAGGCAGUGCUCACAGAGGAGCCUGAUUCAGAUUCAAAGACCUUGAGCAGUGGGGACUCAUCGGACGAUGAGGAGGAUGACAAGGAUGCAGCAAAGAAAGAGGACGAAGCCACCAGCAUUCUUCCCUCCUCUGUUCUGGACAAAGCCAGUGCCAUCGCCCAGCACUUCAGCAACAGCAUCAAAAGAGGCAGUGUGGCCCAGGACGACGCCCACUCCCUUUGUUGUGCUUCUCCACGGUUACCCAGCCGGACUGGUAGCAGCCGCAGCCUCAGCCUCAGUGCGGAACCUGUCGACCGAAUGCUGAGGCUCAACAGUGUUUGUUCUGAUCUGGUUGAGGCCUUCAGUGCAACAGACUCCACCCUCCUAUCUCCUCGGGGUGACAACCUCUUUGACGGCGACAGAGGCAUUCAGCAGAGACGGGACUCCAUUUUGUCUAAACAAGACCAGCUGCUAAUUGGGAAAAUCAGGAGUUACUAUGAGAAUGCAGAGAGCCAGGAUGCCAACUUCAGACUCCAGCGCAGAGAGAGUCUGACAUAUAUCCCAACUGGCAUGGUCAGGAGCUCGGUCAGCAGGUUCAACAGUAUCCCAAAAGAUAAACCCGCUCUCACAAACCUCUUUACCACAACCACAUCCUCCAGUUCUGACCCGUCCUCAGUGGAGUCCCCGUUGACAGUACCCACAGACCAGUUUGAUCACAUGGUCUUUACUGACCCUCUGCGCUCUUUCAAGUCUGAUCAGAGAAGCAUGGGUCCAGAGGACUCUGCAGAGGGCCUCAAGUUCACCUCUCAGAGUCUGGAGGAUACUCCAUUAGAGGAUGAGGAGUUCAGGCCUUCAUCUGAAAUGAUCAAGAUCUGGCAGGUGAUGGAGCGAGAUAUCACCAUAUCCCCGAAUGUUGACAGAGCGUGUGAAGCCCGGAGAAACUUUACCAAGAUCCCAAACAAGAACCAAGACCAGGAAGCAUCUGACCUCAAUACUGACUCACUGGAGUCAAAGAAUCCUUCCUCCCUCACAGUCCUCAAGGUGCCACUUCCUGUUGAGGCUCAGCUAAAGGUGGAGGCCGAGGAAGAAAUGAGCCAGGUGGACGACGUGGACAAAACAAAGAACAAAGUUCUUCAUCUGGCUCGUCAGUACAGUCAGCGACUCAAACCAACCCAACCAGUGGUGCGACAGCGAAUUCAGGGAGUCUUGAUCAGCAAGAAGACCUUACCCUGUGUGGUGGAGGAGACAGAGGUUUCAGAGAAACCAAACCUGACUUUGAAACUGGUGUCUCAGCACAAGUCAUCCUUUACACCAUUGAGCCCCAUAGACCAGAGCCAACCUUCAACCCCCCUCCUCGGUGUGGUCUCCUCAGGUCAGGCUAGCACCUGCAGUCCCAUAAGUCCUCCUCCACCCACAGAAAGCUUCACAUGGCCUGACGUCCGAGAGCUUCGCUCCAAAUACUUGGAACAGAAAGGUCCUGUUGGCCGUAGUCACUCUAUUCCAGAGCAGAUGUUUGGAGAUCUGAGGAGGCACUCCAGCUGCUCCUCAGGCCACUUCCUCUGUAAAGGAACAUCGAUGGAGGUUCCUCCACACGAGCCUUGCAGCAGCCAGGACACAAGCAGCAAACCGCUUCUCAGAGCCAAAUCCCUGGACCCUCAGCUGAGCAGAGUGCGAGUGACAGAGCUUCAGAAGCUCCAGGAACAAGUCGUUGAUAGCAGCCAUCAGGAUUAUUUUAUUGCAGCUGAGACACCGUUACCUGAUGACCCACAACACAAGAUGGUCAUCAUAGAGAAACUUCCAGCACCUGAGUCAGACCCUUCACAAACAGCCCUGAAAACCAAACAAGAAGAAGUAGAAAAUGAUGACAGUUAUGUUCAGAUUCGAUCUCCAACCAGCAGAGAGAAGAUUUCCAUCAUGGCUGUUGCCGAUCGCUGCCGGGCUUAUCAGGAUUCUGAUGAGUACAAACUGAGGGAGGAAGCAAAAGCUCGAAGUGAGUCAGUGAGACCCAGAGAGCUUGAUCAGACGGAAGUGUCUGCUAACAAUCAGAACAAUGAAGAGUUUGUGAGGACAACGUGUGAGCAGAAGACCGAUUCUGCUCAGCAGAGCGUCGUGAAGAAUCUGAGGGAAAAGUUCCAGAAUCUCAGCUGAGUCACGGUUAAUGGAUCAAUGUUUUUAAUAAAUGUAUAAAACCCAAAGAUUUAAACAAAGAUGGCGUCACGUUGGGGAACCAAUGGUCAGUCAGCAAUUUCCUGCCAAAACAACAGCCGAGGACGGUUUUUGAUUGUUUCCAUUAACUGUGACCAAAAUAUUUGUUAAUAUUUCUUGUAAAAUAACACAAUCAGACCUAAAUAAUAGAACGAUGGUUAAGCCCCGCCCUCAAACACAGUCUGGCCAGUCAGAGAUAAAUGACGUUAAUGGA
This is a messenger RNA of Solea solea (common sole), 4459 nucleotides long. RefSeq names its product pleckstrin homology domain-containing family G member 3 (gene plekhg3). Gene Ontology annotation, molecular function: guanyl-nucleotide exchange factor activity. The record is from RefSeq and is a predicted model, not a curated record. Lineage: Eukaryota; Metazoa; Chordata; Actinopteri; Pleuronectiformes; Soleidae.